Molecule: messenger RNA, 1782 nt
Organism: Thermothielavioides terrestris NRRL 8126
Lineage: Eukaryota; Fungi; Ascomycota; Sordariomycetes; Sordariales; Chaetomiaceae
Exons: 1
Coding region: 352-1770 (472 amino acids)
Molecular function (GO): protein binding
Source: RefSeq, a predicted model, not a curated record
CGGCCCCACCUGCCCAAGCUCAUCAAUCCGGAGUCCGCACAUCACCACCUCCUUCCUAGAUCCCUCCAUCACUCCCCCAGGGCACCAUGCUCUUCUCAGCUGUCUUCUCCCCGGUGUUUCCGUCCCGACGCCUCCCCCGUUAAGUUCGCGCACUAUAGCAACAAUGCGGCCGCCCUUUCUGCGAAUUGACGAUCGAGCUCCCUGCUUCCCGAACCGACAACUUCGUGCGCUUCGCGCGGGGCAUCGCGGGGCAACUGGAAGUACAUACUCGAUACAGCGCUGUCGGAGAUCCUGAUCAGUCCAUCAGCCAGAGGCAGAGGGUAGAGGGCAGCGGCUGCGAAUUCCACCACCAUGGCUUCCGGUCAAGCCGCCGUUGCCGCGGCUGGCACGCUCCCGACCGAGCUGCUCUGCCUGAUUUUUAGCUUCCUCGACGGGCCGCCGCCCUCGGACGACCGGCUGCACGAACAGCCGCGGCGCGACAUGCUGAGAGCCUCCCGGUGCCUGCUCAAGAACGUCUCCCGCGUCAGCAAGCGAUGGCGCGCCGUCGUCCUGCCCACGCUCUUUCGCCAUGUCGUCUGGUCUCUCGACUGGCUUGAGUUGCAGGAUCCGGACCUGGUCGACGAGCUGCCGUUGCUCGCUUUCUUGCGAACUAGCGGGCUCGGCCGCCACGUCCAGUCGUUCGCCAUCAUUGUCUCGCACACGACCCUGCCCAGCAAACAGCGCUCCGAAACCCCGGGCUCAUCGUCGGCGUCCUCCUCUGCUCGCCGUUUCGCCGUCUCGGGAGCCGCCUGGACACCUCCAGGCAUCCUUGAUCCGUCCUUCGCCAUAUACAAUGAAGACUACAACUGGCUAUGGAACGCGCUGUUCAAGCUGGUGGAUCCUCUCCGCUUCACCAUCAUCGCCUCUCCGCAAACGUUGGCUCGGCUGUUUGCAUCCGCCCUGUUCAUCGGGGACGCCGAUCUCUUCGCCAGCGAGGAGCAGUUCCACAUCCUCUCCCUCUCGCGCGAGUCCCGAUCGACACCAGCCCCGCCGCCACCCACCCAGCCUCCCAACGUUCCCGCCGCCGCCCCUAACAGCGGCUGCGGGGGCGCUCGGCGCCCCGCCGAGCGGCAGCACAUCCCGGUCGCCCUGUUCACCCUCCGGCCCUGGUCUCACCUCCUCCUGAACGAGAACUCGUCGAUCCGCGCAUACAGGAACUACGAGUACUUCGCCAAGAACCCGCCUUCCAUCCUCGACCCGCUGCUGAUCAGCAGCGGCGACGGCGGCCUCACGACCAGCAACAGCCCGUGCCUGCUGCCGCCCACCGUGCGCUCGCUCGCCUACGUCGCCAUCUUCCCGCUGGCGCUGCACUUCCGCAAGCUCACGCGCCACCUGCCGCGCCUCGACCGCCUGUUCGUCCAGCUGGCCCCGCGCAACGACAUCCUGCGCGACCCGGCCGAGAUGGACCACGUCCAGCCCGCCGACCUGUGGCUCGAGCGCCAGGAGUGCUACGAGUCCAUCCUGUUCCGCCUCGCCCACGCCCCGCCCGCCGCGCCGCCUCAUGGGGGGCAGCUACCGCUACAGCCACCCAGCGGCGCCCUCGACGACGGCGGGGACGACAGCGACGACUUCAACAUCCUCCGCGAGGCGCGCAACUGGAGCCUGCUGCGCAGGCUGGAGACGGGCGACGCGCACGACGACGCCGAUUGGUGGCAGUGGAUGGUGCAGCAGAUGCUCGCCGGCCGCAGGGACUGGCGCGUCGAGCGCGAGGGCGUCUUCGUGAGGACGUGACCGGUCAUUUGU